AACCGGCUAGUUAGACGAAGCACUUUCGUUUUUUCAUGUCCCUGCUGAGCUCAUGUGGUGCCAAGCUCUGUCCUUAAGUUUCGUUAUUACGCUGGGGGACGCUUUUUAUUCUCAGGGCUGAACUCGUAAAGAGGCAAGGAGCUGUUCUUAAAUUUUGUUUGUAUGCUCGGUGAAGUAUUAAUCCAAAACGGCGACAGAAGCUGCUUUGUGGAAGGCGGGGAACAGACUGUGGGCAUGUCCUCUCCAGAGGUCAAGACUGGCUUUCGUCGUCAUCAUGUUGCUUUACAGGAUUGACGCUGAACAGAGAAUUCUGCAACACGCUAAUAUUUUUUCCUAUCAGGAGAAAUAGUCAACAUUGUCAACAGAAAAGUGAACCUAAUCAACACAGAACAACUAUGGAACUCGCACUGGCUCACCCAGCGAUCAAAGCCUUCAUGUGUGGCUCUCUCAGUGGAACCUGCUCCACGCUACUUUUCCAACCACUAGACCUAGUCAAGACACGUCUGCAAACUGUACAGCGCACAAUGCAGCCGGGUUCAGGCCGCAUAGGGAUGGUGACCGUGCUCCUGAAUGUCGUACGAACAGAGAGGCUGCUGGGACUCUGGAAAGGAGUUUCCCCGUCAUUCAUGAGGACCAUCCCAGGUGUGGGGCUCUACUUCAGUACCUACCACUCCUUUAAGCAGCACUUCUUCCAGGAGAAGAACCCGGGAGCGUUGGGGGCCGCUCUGCUGGGAGGCGGAGCCAGGACAGUGGCGGGGAUCGUUAUGCUGCCUGUUACCGUCAUCAAGACCCGAUAUGAGUGCGGCAGGUACCGUUAUCGGGGCGUAACCGAGGCCCUACGCAGUGUGUGUCGGACUGAAGGUCCCGCGGCUCUAUACUCUGGCAUGAUGGCCACUUUGCUCCGAGAUGUUCCUUUCUCAGGAAUCUACGUCAUGUUCUACAGCCAGAUGAAGACCUCUUUGCCAAAGGAGAUCAGCGUGUCUGCGUCUGCUCCCCUGGUGAACUUUAGCUGCGGGGUGCUGGCAGGUGUGUUGGCCUCACUCGUCACUCAGCCCGCCGACGUCGUCAAAACGCUCGUCCAAGUCAACCCUCAGCUGAGGACGGCUGACGCCGUCAGAUGCAUCUAUGUGGAACACGGCCUUAAGGGUUUCUUACGAGGGGCGGUGCCACGCUCUCUGAGGAAGACGCUGAUAGCAGCCAUGGCGUGGACCAUCUAUGAGCAAAUGAUGGCUUAUAUCGGACUGAAGUCCUGAAGAGGAAAGCUGAGGAGAGGAUGUAAGAAGAAAUAAGGUCAAGUGAGACAAAAAGUGACGCCGACUUGGUCUGUGGAGCUGCUGUAGCUGUAAGAGACGCAGACAUGCACAAAAACCGCUUGUACUUAUCGUCCACGUGGCACAAUUGCACAUUACACAAAGGAGAUGGAAGGCUUAAUCUCUGAAAUGUGUUUUUAAGCAGUAAUGUAUUUAAAUUUCAACUGCACGUUUAUUGCGGAGCUUUUAGAUUGUUCACAUGGGACUUCAUGACUGACUGCACCGUGCAUUACAGUAUUCAAAGCGCUGACUUAUGUACCAUACAUACUUCUGCGUUGUUAUGAUGGCCUUUACUGCAAUAUUUUGUAGAAAAACAUGUAGUCUUUUUUAACUCAGCACAAUAUGCCUUAAAACAAUGUUUAUAGUGGAUUUUAGCACAGCUACAGUAAGCAUCAAUAUAUAAAGGUAUUUAUCUUUUUUUUGAGACAAUAAAAUAAAUUUCAAAUGUCGA
Dunckerocampus dactyliophorus (ringed pipefish) is the source of this 1761-nucleotide messenger RNA. Its product is annotated as mitochondrial glycine transporter B-like. NCBI's taxonomy places the organism in Eukaryota, Metazoa, Chordata, Actinopteri, Syngnathiformes, Syngnathidae. Gene Ontology annotation, cellular component: mitochondrial inner membrane; mitochondrion. The record is from RefSeq and is a predicted model, not a curated record. Gene Ontology annotation, biological process: glycine import into mitochondrion. The coding region runs from base 396 to 1253 and encodes 285 amino acids. Gene Ontology annotation, molecular function: glycine transmembrane transporter activity. The transcript has 8 exons.